Molecule: messenger RNA, 2759 nt
Organism: Jaculus jaculus (lesser Egyptian jerboa)
Lineage: Eukaryota; Metazoa; Chordata; Mammalia; Rodentia; Dipodidae
Gene: Faim2
Product: Fas apoptotic inhibitory molecule 2
Exons: 12
Coding region: 321-1277 (318 amino acids)
Biological process (GO): negative regulation of apoptotic signaling pathway
Cellular component (GO): Golgi apparatus; endoplasmic reticulum; membrane
Source: RefSeq, a predicted model, not a curated record
ACUGGCUGCUCCCCGGCGCCGAGCUCCCCGCUCCCCGGGGAGGGAUAAAGGUCCUGGGGAGGGAAAGCGUGGGGGGGGGGUGCACACCUCCGUCCAGCCUCUCGAAUCCGCAGCGUCCUGUCUGGUCCGCAGCAUCCUCUCACGGCCCUCCCCCUUCCCCCGGAGCGCGGAUGGUAUGCUCCGAAAUCUGCCUGGCCCCGGGGCCCGCAGUGGAUGUUGCUAGAACCCACGCGGAGGAAGGAAGAGGAGACGCAGGCAGGCUGUGGUGACCCAAGCGGCCGCCUCUGCCUCAGCGACCCCUUCCCUCGAGAGACGGCACCAUGACCCAGGGAAAGCUCUCCGUGGCUAACAAGGCCCCGGGGACCGAGGGGCAGCAGCAGCAGGCGGCACAUGGUGAGAAGAAGGAGGCCCCAGCAGUGCCCUCGGCCCCACCUUCUUAUGAGGAGGCCACUUCUGGGGAAGGACUGAAGGCGGGGGCCUUCCCCCCAGCCCCCACGGCUGUGCCUCUCCAUCCAAGCUGGGCCUAUGUGGACCCCAGCAGCGGAUCCGGCUAUGACAGCGGUUUCCCUGGCGGACAGCAUGAGCUGUUCACCACCUUCAGCUGGGAUGACCAGCAAGUUCGCCGUGUCUUCAUCAGAAAGGUCUAUACCAUCCUGCUGGUCCAGCUGCUGGUCACUUUGGCUGUUGUGGCUCUCUUUACCUUUUGUGACACCGUCAAGGACUAUGUCCAGGCCAACCCAGGCUGGUACUGGGCAUCCUACGCUGUGUUCUUUGCAACUUACCUGACCCUGGCUUGCUGUUCUGGACCCAGGAGGUACUUUCCCUGGAACCUGAUUCUGCUGUCCAUCUUUACCCUGUCCAUGGCCUACCUCACUGGGAUGCUGUCCAGUUACUACAACACUACAUCUGUCCUGCUGUGUCUGGGCAUCACGGCCCUCGUCUGCCUCUCGGUCACCAUAUUCAGCUUCCAGACCAAGUUCGACUUCACCUCCUGCCAGGGUGUGCUUUUCGUGCUUCUCAUGACCCUGUUCUUCAGUGGGCUCCUCCUAGCCAUCCUCCUGCCCUUCCAAUACGUGCCCUGGCUCCACGCGGUGUACGCCGUUCUAGGCGCGGGGGUGUUUACAUUGUUCCUGGCAUUUGACACCCAGUUGCUGAUGGGUAACCGGCGCCAUUCACUGAGCCCUGAGGAGUACAUUUUCGGAGCCCUCAACAUUUAUCUAGACAUUAUCUACAUCUUCACCUUCUUCCUGCAGCUUUUUGGCACCAACCAAGAAUGAGGAGCCCUCCUCACCCCCAGCUUCCUCCAGAGAAUACCCCUUCCCAGUCCUGCAAACCUUCCAGUGAUCCCGCAAGGCCAGACAUAAACUCGCUGCAGCCAGCCUGUGAGCUCCGUCUGCAGCCUGUACACACGCCAUCCUUUGGAGCCCCAAGGAACUGAGGCCACAUCAUACCCUCUGCUGCACCUUGGCCCCUAUUCCAUCUUCCAAAUGGGACAGUCAAGGCUGAGGGUCCCUGAGGAGUUUAGGACCCAAGGAACAAGUGGGAGGAGCCCAGAAGGACCUUAGCAUCACAAAGACCCCAGGAAGCCUGGCUGAGACUGUGACCCCAAGACUUCUCCUAGGGCUGCCGCAUCCGGGGACCCAGGGCCACGCUGUCCUGAGCCCAGCUUGUACCUUCCUCUCUGUGUUCCACACUGUGAGGAAGGGAUCUGAGAGGCCAUGGCUGGAACAUGAGGGUGGCGUGCUGCUCAGUGAAGAUGAAACCAUCCCAGGCUUAGGCAUGACUCCCUUCUAGAACCAUGGCUUGUUCUGGGCAGCUGGGCCCCAAGGCUAAGGAAAGGGGCAGGAAGCCAGGCCAUCUGCUUCUGGCCUCAGUUUGCUCUCCUGGGUCAUGAGACAGGGAUCCUGAUGUUCCUGGUCUUCCAGGCAAGUGAUGAAGAGGGAGCUUACUGGGGAGGGGGGAGGGGCUGAGUUCAGCAGCAUGGGCAAUCCACCAGACUGUAUCCCCGGGAAAGGCACCUGUGGUUGCAGGACUAAAGCCCUCAUCUUCUCUCUUCCAUCCUCACCACCGCCCCCCACCCCAUGCUGCUCCCACAGGACUGAGGAGGAAUGGCGGGGAGGCUUGGAGGCGAAGGGAAGCAGAUCUAGCUGUGAGAGCAGCCCUAACCCAAGAUAGCACCAGAGUCCCUUCCACAUCUCUUGUUUUCUAAGCCCUGCCCCAUCGGCCUGCCACUUGCUGGCGUAUCCCCAGCCAGGCCUCCUGAGGCCUGAGGAGUUGACAACACCCACGUCCCUUCCCCCAACUUCCCUGACCACUCACUGAGCCCGCAGUCACCAAGCCCUUAUCUACGUAUCUCUGCAGUUUGGAAGUUGUCCAGCUAAUGCUCACAGCCAGGGCCAAUCCCUUGAGCCGGUCCCAUGUGAUGAUGCCAGGGCUCCUUAUCAGCCUCGCGGCGGCUGGGAUCUCAAGCACGGCGUGCCCGUGUGCCCGUGUGCGUCAGCCACCCUGUCCUGGCCAAGUGCCUGCUGGAGAGAAGACCCGUGGGGGCCACACCUGGGGCACCAUGCAGCCGGCCUAUGCACGUGUCCAGCUUUGGGCCAGUGGAAAGUUACCGAGUGGAGGCAAGAAGGCUCUGAGUGGAGGCUGGGGGCUCUGUUGGCCCCUAGAAAAGUGAACUAUGUACCCCACUUAUCUAUUCCUGACCCCGUUCCUCAGCACCCCUACUUCUAGCUUUCAAGAAAUAUUGCAGAAGAUCUGAA